Messenger RNA from Octopus sinensis (East Asian common octopus), 1509 nucleotides. RefSeq names its product RNA-binding motif protein, X-linked-like-3. NCBI's taxonomy places the organism in Eukaryota, Metazoa, Mollusca, Cephalopoda, Octopoda, Octopodidae. Bases 1 to 1509 code for a protein of 502 amino acids. The record is from RefSeq and is a predicted model, not a curated record. The transcript has 2 exons.
AUGCACGGGGUCAAUAUCGCGUUCACAGCCGUCUGGAAGCGCUCGGAUCGGCUGCGGGGGAACAACUACGCUCCAGGUGAACGUCGUACCCCAAGGGUGGACCAGACUACUAUGUUUAGUCUUGCUGUUCGGAUGAGCUUUAACAAAUCGAAAAAUGAUCCUGCAGAAAUCUACGAUAAUCCAAGCCUUCAACGUUCUGCAAGGCUUUAUGACCGCAUCAGAGGUCAGCAUUUGAACCAGCAAAACAUAGGUCAAGACGAUGGACAAGAUUCUGGCCAACAGAAUCGAAAUUCCGGUCAGCGACGCUGGCGACGGUUUCUUCGGCGGCCUUUAAGCCAACGACGUGAUGAUGAUAACGGUUUUCGACGUGAUCGCUAUAGAUAUCAAGAUAGUCGUCGACAUGACUAUGGUCCUAGACGAAGUCGCUAUGAAGAUCAGUAUGAAGGCGAGCGUGAAGAUUAUGAUCGUCCAACUGACGUUUAUGUGGAAGAUCAUUACGAUGACCGUCAUGGAGAGGGGCACGGUCGAGGUGGCCAUCACGGCGGUCGCCAUCAUGGAGGUAGCCACCGUGGUGGAAUGCAUCAUGGACGAGGUCAACAUGGAGGGAGACAUCAUGGGGGUCACCACAGUGAGGAGCGGCCCUAUGGAGGAGGUCAUAGGGGAAACCAUCAUGGGGAGGGCAGCCAUGAAAGAGGUCACCAUGAAGGUCAUCAUGGAGGUCAUCAUGGAGAAGGUCACCAUGAAGGAGGUCAUCGUGGAGGUCACCAUGGAGAAGGUCACCAUGGAGGAGGUCCUCAUGGAGGUCACCAUCAUGGGGAGGGCGACAACGAACGAGGUUACGAUGGUGAAGAACAUCAUGGCGGUCACCACAAUGGAGGUUGCCAUGGCGAUUAUCAUGAUGGAGGUGGCAGAUGCUAUCGCCGGAGCAACCGACGAAACAGAUACCCUAGCUACCAUCGCGACUACUCUGACGAUUGGCGCAGUUAUGAUCCACAUUGUGGCGUGAAAGGAAUGGAAUUAGGCUACCACUGCACACAGGACUACGAAUGGACCGUCAUCCCACCACCACCCUACGAUAGAGAAAUUACGACAUUCAUUGACGAAGGUGAAUACCAGCCACCAACAUAUGACGUGAUUGAUCGUACAACUGAAUAUUACGAGUAUGGUCGUCGAACUGAUGACGAGAAUGGUCGUCGAACUGAUGACGAGAAUGGUCGUCCAACAUAUGACGAGAAUGGUCGUCGAACUGAUGACGAUAAUGGUCGUCGAACUGAUGACGAUAAUGGUCGUCGAACUGAUGACGAGAAUGGUCGUCCAACAUAUGACGAGAAUGGUCGUCGAACUGAUGACGAUAAUGGUCGUCGAACUGAUGACGAUAAUGAUCGUCGAACUGAUGACGAUAAUGAUCGUCGAACUGAUGACGAGAAUGGUCGUCGAACUGAUGACAGGAAUGGUGGUCGGAGGAGGAUUCCAAGAAGUGUCAGGUAUUAUGGUUCCAAAACAUAUUGA